UUAUAAGUGAUAUGAUGUAACACAAAAUGAAUCCAUUGAAAUGUGUAAUUGUGACCAUUUUGUAUUGUUUUGGAGAGAUUUGCAAAGGUCAGGGAGUUUUUGUUUCACAACAUGAAACGAAAUGGAACGAGUCUAGAUGCACCUUGGCAGAACCAAGUGUAACUUGCAAGGAUUAUGACUCAUGCAUUGUUGAAAAUGGUUUGGAUUUUUUUACAAAAGCAGACGGUCAAGACAAUGGGUUUUGGAUUGGAUAUGCCAAAACAUGGAUUAGUUAUGCUUAUGUUGGAUGUGGCCAAUUGAACGAUGGAACCAAUUAUUCUGUUCCAACUCUGGGCGAAUGCAGACGUACAACAGGAUGUCAAGCGUUCGGUAUACAAAAAUCAAUAGCAGGCUUGCGAUGUAAAUGUGCUAGUAAAGUCCCUAAGCAGAAAACAUCUUGCGGAGAAAAAUGUGACGAACCGGAUCAAUAUCCAUGUGGUGACACAGUCGACCCUAAUAUAUUCUCAUUUUACACUGUAGAAAAUGUUCCUCCUAGCAAUAAUUCAAAAGACAUUCACAACAACUGCCUUCAGUUCUCCUUAAAGUACAGACCUGGAAAUGACUACCAUUGGGAGUCAUGCACUUUAGAUACCUACCCAAAGCUUUUAUGCAGCAACAAAAGUUAUUUUGAUGAUAAACCGAAGGCGAAAAUAUACACUCGAAGUGAUGGAAAUUGGGCUCAGGCUGUUGAAAAUUGCAUCGUUGGAGAAAAAUUCCCUGCAUCGAUACAAAGUAUAAGAAAUGCGAAUUUUACAGACCCGGAGAGUCAGAACCACUGGACAGGAAUAAUAAAAAAAGAAUCUAUAAUAUCUGCAGGCGAUAUGCUUGAUGAUAGCUCCUAUCCACCUUUGACGUAUGCAUAUGUGGAAAAGAUCAACCGGACUGUUUACGUGAUAUUUGAAGGAGACUCGAAAACAAAGAGAAAAAGCUUGUGUGUAGGAGAUGGCACAUCGGCAGGACCCACGACAACGUCACAAGAGACUCAACCAACCUCAUCGGAAUCAACCACGGCACCACCCAAAGGUACAACAGGUCCUACAUCAGGCGUGACGUCAACCCGGAAAGUCAUAACAACAGAUACACAACCGACGCAAACACCAGUAUUGAAUGCAUCUGCAACGCCAACAUCGCAUCAGGUACCUGAAGGAACAGCAGCCCCCUUAGAAAAGGACGAAGGGGGAUCAACGGCAGGCCUCGCUGCUGGUUUGUCCGUAUCUCUGGUAGUGAUUAUCAUUGUGACGGUUAUUGUGAUGGUGUUUUUGAAAAGAAGGGGACUUCUAACAAAGUGCUUCAAACAAAAUGAUGAAAAAAGCAAUCAUACCGAAGACACAGCAACCGAAAUAGCAUGCAUAUCAACACCGAUAUUUGAAUUUACUACAAACAUAGUGGAUGACUUAACAGCCACAAAUCAUUCUUAUUUUGUGCUUGAAAAAACGUUUGAUGAAGAAACCAAAGAGGAGACCGAACACUAUGCAGAGCCAGAUAUGACCGAUGUUGACCAUUAUGAUUUGACCGAUGAGUCACAAAAAGAUACUGAAAACGAUUACGACACAACUAAUGACAAAAAGAGCUCUGUCAAGGCUGGAUUGGCUAAGCCAAAUAAUAGUUAUAACAAAGUCACUUUAUAUCAAACUAGUGAGUACGAUCAUAUUAAUAGAAGACCGCCAAAGUCGGACAGACAAACUGAAAAUGAAUACGAUAUUUCGAAUAACCUGAUCGACGGCAAACCAAACAAUAAUUUAAAUGAGAACAGUGAUACAUAUAACCAUUUGAACAAACAUGACUUAAAGAACUUUGGCACAGAUAACGUUUAUGGAAAGUCAGAAACAGAUGGCUAUAAUGGAUAUGCUACUUCCAGUGCUCUUACCCUUCGCAGGAACAUGGAUAAAAAUGAUCAGCAAGCUGAUUAUGAUGUGAUAAAUAAGAAAUGGUAGAAUUAUGUGCCAGUUAAAGGACAUUUACUUACAUGAUUUGAUCAUUUAAAGUUAUCAAAUUCCAUGAAAUUUGAAAGAUGCAGAGAGAGUUUGUCAACAAAACCAUGACACAUGUUGCCGAUUAACCCUAUUCUUGUAAAUUUGCCCUAUCUCUCACUUUUGUUUGCGAAAACACUCAACAAAUCAUACUCAUCCAUCAGUUAAGAAGCAUGAUCGUUAUGCAUAUUCAAUAUCAAGGAGAAAGUAUUUUUAUCACCUCAAUGGCAUCUUCGGGCUAUAAGUUUCUUCAAUGAGUUUCGUUUAUUUUUGCGCACUUCUUGCCAGCGUUAUGUAAACCUACGAUAUUACUGUUGGAAUUACAUAUGGAAACGCAUUAAUGCACUACGGAAAUUUAAGCAACGUAAAACAUAUAUGUUGUGUCUCUUGUACAAAAUGCAUUAUUGUAUGACUACAUCCUAUCUUUCUUGUUAAAUGACUUCAUCAGUUUCAGUAUAUUUGUCCAAUAGUCUCAUAAAAACCUCUUCGCGGUUACGGAGCUUGAAUUGCAAAUCGCAACACGUCUCGCAAUCGUUUCUUACCAUCAACAACCUCUUUUUGGAUUGCGCUUCCGUCAUCCAUGAGAAUAACUACAUCACUGCAAUCAUUACUCUUUUUGUUUAAUAACAAUGCUCAGUAUCACCAAGGGUCUAACGUCAACAACUUUCACCAUGCUCGCCUUCGAAUGCAUUGCAGCAAUCUUAAUGAGCCUGUCCACCUAAGAAUAUCGUCCCCUGUGUACAAUUGGAGCAAAAUAAGACACUUACCACUUUUUUACAUGUCCAUUAUAUACUAACCAAAGAAAGGUCUUGUUUGAAAAUCUCAGUACCCUUAACACUAUUACCAUAUAGCUUAUAUUGUUUGAAGACAAAUCUUACACCUCAAGUAUCAACAAACAUAUCCACCAAUUACAAACAUUUAUUCCUAACACCAAACGUUAUUCAAACAUAUUUCAACAUCGAACCUACUCACCUGACUUGCCUAAGUUACUUCUCUUUCCCUUCAGUCUCUCCUUCCGUUCUAUUCCUUCACUCUUGUUCUAUCACUACACAAUGUCAAACUUUUCUUUUUAUGCAUAUAGAAGUACAUUAUUUUUGCGUUUCAAUUACGCCAUAUUCUGUAACAAUUAUUUAUGCCUGUUUAUUCCUCUUCAGUGUACUAUUGUAAAUAAUGAACUUAAAUAGGACAACAUAUAUUAUUCUGGUAUUUCACACCACGUGUCAAUUGUUCUAAUGAUAUACAGUAUAGAGACUUAUAAUAAGCUUAUAGUAAGCAUUUAUGCUUACUUCUCAAUUCUGUAAAUGUAUAGUUAAAUUGCUAGUAGAACUAAUUCUUGAUAUCUUAUACUUAAAUAUAUUGACUAUCAUAAAUACUUACAAAUAUUGACUACCAUAAUUACUUACAAAUAUUGACUACCAUACUUUAUGAGUAUAUGUCUACUUGCUCUUAUGUGUGUUUUUAAACUUAUUACA
Mya arenaria is the source of this 3481-nucleotide messenger RNA. RefSeq lists its product as uncharacterized. Bases 27 to 1973 code for a protein of 648 amino acids. The record is from RefSeq and is a predicted model, not a curated record. Lineage: Eukaryota; Metazoa; Mollusca; Bivalvia; Myida; Myidae. The transcript has 11 exons.